Messenger RNA from Oreochromis aureus, 1621 nucleotides. It is a transcript of the gene st3gal7, whose product is annotated as ST3 beta-galactoside alpha-2,3-sialyltransferase 7. Bases 148 to 1329 code for a protein of 393 amino acids. Lineage: Eukaryota; Metazoa; Chordata; Actinopteri; Cichliformes; Cichlidae. Gene Ontology annotation, molecular function: lactosylceramide alpha-2,3-sialyltransferase activity. The record is from RefSeq and is a predicted model, not a curated record. The transcript has 8 exons.
GCAGCAGCAGCCAUUUUAGCAGAACAUAACAAUAGAUGUUGUUAUGUUCUUCUCCUUCUCCUCUCCUCUCGCCCAUGGAGCUCAGGCAAGGACACAGUUAACAAUCAGCUUGUCUUUUAUCAUCCUGGCUGUGAAAGUACGAGCGCCAUGGUAACGCUGAAUCGCUUGAGUGUAGCAGACCUGGAUGACAGCUCUCAGCAGCUGCCUGAGGCCGCAGAAGCGGCAACCCCAAGACCAGCCUUUCACAGGAAGAAAGUGAUCCCAAAGACUGACUCCAGAGAUGUUUUUCUCAACAGAGAGGAGAACCUUUUCUUUAGCCUGAUGCUGCUGAUCGGAUGUUAUUUGGCUAUUCUGAUUCCUGCUUAUCUCCCCUUGGACAAGGUGGCAGCUAUCAGGGAUGACUAUCAACAACCCAAAGAUAUGGCCGUACUAAAUCGGUCAGCCUCUCUGCUGGCAGGACCUUGUCUGCCUCGCUGGUGUCUAAACCACCUCAAGCACCUGUCUUAUCCUGUUGGCCUCCAAGACAUCCCCGUGUUUGUACAGCAGGAGAGGCCUGAGCCAUGGACUCUGUCUCCUCCUCUUGGGUUUCAGGGCAUCGAACAGCAUCUCGCUGUAGCGCUCGCCUCUCUGCCUCAACCUGGCCUGCCUCCAUCAUUGAAGAGAGAAGGCAGCUGCACGCGAUGCGUGGUGGUGGGUAGUGGAGGGAUUCUUCAUGGGAGCCAUCUUGGAUCACAUAUAGAUCAGUAUGACAUCAUUAUCAGGCUGAAUAAUGCUCCAGUGCACGGCUUUGAGAGAGAUGUUGGUUCGAGGACAACCAUCCGCCUGACAUAUCCAGAGGGAGCGCCUCACUCCUCAAACGAGUACAAAAGGACUAGCAUAUUUGCUGUGGUGGUCUUUAAGAGCCUAGAUUUAGACUGGGUUACUUCUGUCAUCACCAAACAACCUCUGAGCUUCUGGUCUAAAAUGUGGUUCUGGAAAGAAGUUGUGGAUCAUAUCCCCCUGACACCAGAGAGCUUCAAGAUCGUCCACCCAGAGAUUAUUCACAAGACGGGCCAAGUUAUAGAGAAAUAUGAACUGAACCAGAGAAAUAACAUAUUGCCAACAAUUGGUGCCACUGGAGUGGUGAUGGCUUUGCAGAUGUGCGACCAGGUGAGCCUGGCUGGGUUUGGGUAUGACAUGCAGCACCCUGAGGCCAGGCUUCAUUAUUAUGAGGCCAUACGCAUGGACACAAUGAAGUCUCAGGUGGUGCAUGAUGUAACUGCUGAAAAACUCUUCUUGAAGGACCUGGUGGCUGCAGGAGUAGUGACUGACCUAACAGGAGGGGUAUGAGUCAAAGAUCGGUGAUAUACCGAACUAAAGAACCCUACACACUGCAGACUGGCUUCUAAAAUGCUCAGUAUCAUGUGGUUAACUGAUUGCUGAGCACAUUUAACUCCAAGUGACGGUAGAGGCUAAUUUCUGUCAUUACAAUUCAAUGAACAUGUUAAAUCACUGGAUCCUGUACUGUAAUUGUGAUAGGAGAAGCUAAAUUGUGCUACCACACAGAAACGUGAUGGUCUGGGUUCACACUGUACUAUUUCAACUGAGUUUACAACAAUUUAAUAAACAUAAAACAUAAGAA